This is a messenger RNA of Branchiostoma floridae (Florida lancelet), 2661 nucleotides long. Its product is annotated as tripartite motif-containing protein 3-like. Gene Ontology annotation, biological process: proteasome-mediated ubiquitin-dependent protein catabolic process; negative regulation of translation; protein polyubiquitination. The transcript has a single exon. The record is from RefSeq and is a predicted model, not a curated record. The coding region runs from base 310 to 2589 and encodes 759 amino acids. Lineage: Eukaryota; Metazoa; Chordata; Leptocardii; Amphioxiformes; Branchiostomatidae. Gene Ontology annotation, molecular function: protein binding; zinc ion binding; translation repressor activity.
UUGUAAGUGGUUAAAUUUCUGGCCAUUUUUCAUACAGCGCCAUCCUCGGAUGAUAUUGUUGGUUUAACUUUUACUUAGUACAUCUGUUUCUGCAUGUUAGCAACUACACUGUAGUGGGCGUAAAUACAAUGUACAUGCAAGUCAAGGAUAUAUGUUAAAUAGUUGCAAGCAUGUUGCAGGGACUAUAGUAAUGUGAAUUAUACAGUUGUCAGGGGUUUGGCCUGACCUGAACAAACAAUAUUGUGGUCACCAUGCAUGGUCAUAACCUUAACCGGAUUCAGGACAGCCACAUUGGCGAGAAGUUAAAUCAUGGGGUCCGCACCAUCGCACUCGGAGCCAGUGGAAAUCACACAGAUAACUGUAAAAGAUAGAGCGACGACUCCAUCCUCCAGCUUCCAAGAACAGAUCCGGGAAGAGCUGACCUGCAGUAUCUGCUUGGACCUGUUCAUCCGUCCGAAAGCGCUUCCCUGUCAGCACACCUUCUGUCAGGACUGUCAACGGGACCAUGCUGAGGUCAGAGUGCCUUUCCAGUGCCCAAACUGUCGUCUCGAGGUCAGUUUGCCACCCGAUGGGGUCGCGGGUUUCCCUGACAACCACUUGGUUACAAGUUUGUGCGAGAAACUCCAGCACACAGAGAGUACAGAACAACCCAAGUCUGAGAAAAGGUGCGGCAUUCAUAUCUCAAACACUCUAAAACUUUACUGCACACAAUGUCAGAAGCCGGUUUGUGAACUGUGUCUAGAGGAGACGCAUAACAACCACCGUACAACAACAGUUAACCAAGCUGCUCAGGAAAAGAGGUCUACAGUCCAGGCCUUGAUCACAGAGGGAAGGCACAUUCUGGAAAGCUACUGCAGCUUCAUCAGAAGUCUGAGGGAAAAAGAGAAAACCCUGAAUGAACAGAAACAGCAGACAGACAAGAGCAUCCACCAAGCCUACAACCAGAUGCUGCAGAAACUCAUCGAGAGGAGAGAACAGCUCUUGUCUGAAUCUGAACAAAAUAGCCGAAAAAAUUUAGCCACGAUGCAAAGUGGUAGAGAAAUAGUGCUGACAGACUUCAACGAACUGUCCGCUGCCUGCGAUCAAGCGGAGAAAGAAAUGGAGCAGGGAGGGGUUGAGUUUCUUGGUCAGGAGUCCAUUCUGACGAAGGCAAUAGAAAAGUACAGACGAAAAGCAGCACCAACUCCAGUGCGCACCCACCCUGCUGUCUUUGAGCCAAUGUACACUGCGGACACCGCCGUACCGGUGUUAGGACAUGUGAGGGUCCAGUCUCUCCCAUCUGCACCAAUCCAAGCAGCACCUGCACCAAUCCCAGCAGCAUUUUCAUCAUCUAGUAAUGAAGCAGCAAAGGGCAGAGGUCAUCACCGUAGAAACCACAGACAAUCAGUCCUGUCUCUCCCAUCUACUGCAUCACUAGAAGUGCCUAAUAGAAGUAUUGACCGAAGACAUUCAGACCCACUUUUUCAGUCUUCUCCAAUCCUUGAGGAGCCUGCCACUGCUGAUGAGGCAGCUUUGGGCAGAGGUCAUCACCAUAGAAACCAAAGGCGAUUGUUCCAGUCUCUUCCAUCUUCACCGAUCCCAGCACCUCCUGCAACUAGUAGUAGUGGAGUGGGGAGCACAGGGCAUCACUAUGGUAAGAAGAAUAAAGCGACCCAGACUCUUCCAUUUGAAUCAAUCCUAGCAGCGUACACAUCCAGUAAAGUUGCAGUGGGGGGCAAUAGUCAGCGCCAGGGCAACCAUAGGGAAGAGAAGCAGGGGUUUCAGAAGUGCUGCACCUUUGGAGGUCAGGGUUCAGGCACCGGACAGUUCAAGGGGUCACUUGGGGUCGCAGUGUCAGAUGAAGGGGAGAUCUUUGUAGCAGACAAGGGGAACCAGAGAAUCCAAGUCUUCACCCUGCAGGGGACGUUUGUCCACCAGUUCCCGACAGUCGUUCCUGAUGAACGGGACAUGGAACCCAUGGAUGUAGCAAUGGACGGGAAUGGGAACCUGUGGGUGGUGGGAGAGACAGAGACUGGGCACUUUGCUGUGCAGUACAACAAACAGGGAAGGGCGCUGAGAAAGAUUGAGCUAGAGAAGUCAGACUGGAGAAGAGGAGUUGCUGUGGACACCAGAUGGAACCAUGUUCUCAUCACACACACUGCAGGCUUCAUCCUCCGACAUGGUGAAGUUCAAGUGUUCAGGUCUGAUGGGAAGCUUGUAAAAACCGUGGGACAGCGUCAGGGGAUGAAGCGCCUUCAGUACAUCACCGUGGACGGGGAGGGGAACAUUCUCGUGUCCGACUUUCACAACCACUGCAUCUACGUCUACAACAAGAACGGAAAGUUCCGCUUCAAGUUCAAGGGCGAGGGAAGCGGUAAACAGCUGUGGCAUCCCUGCGGCAUCUGUACCGACAGGGCGGGUAACAUCAUCGUGGCGGACAGCGGGAACAUGCGCGUGGAGAUGUUUGACAGGACAGGCAGAUUCCUCGAACACAUCGCGACCGACAUGGACAAGCCGAUGGCCGUUGCCAUGGCAACACAGGGACGGCUGGUCGUGACCGAUUGUCCUAUUCUGAAAAACCACACAGUCAAUGUUUUUCAGGACUAUUGAAUCUGAGCAAAGUCAUACUGAAUUGCAAGCUUUUUAUCAGCAUAUAGAUCUAUUCAGUAUCAAGUUACACAC